UUUAUAAAACGUAAUUUUGUAUAGUUUUGUGCUGUCGUUUGGUUUUUUUGUGCGAUAAUAAAUAAGUGAUAAAUAUAAUUAGAACAACAAAGGAAAAGUAGUGCGUUUACAGAUUUGGGUUUAUGUUUAUUACUAUUAAAAAUUGUUAAAUUAAAGGCAAUAUUAUUAUUCAUGAAUAACACAGAUUAGUGCAAUAUAAAAGGAAUUGAGAAUUUAAUGAUUUGUGUAAUAUUUAUAUCUAUAUAAAAAUAUAUAAGCUCGAGAUGGAAAUUCAAAGGUACAGUUUAUCAUUGAAGAGGAUUCCAAACUGUCCUGUGAAAAGUUCGCAGCCUCUAAAAGAAUUUGUUGGUCGCUGCCAAACUAUGCCAUCACGAGUGAAGAAAUCAUUUUGUGGUUGCCUCCAGGAUGACGAGCCGCCGGAAAUCACGUAUUGCGUUGUGGAGCACACGGGUACGCUCACGCUACAAGCAAUGACGCCGACCUUGCCAAUGCCAGCCGAGGAGGAACUGAAUAAAAUGUUUCUCGAGCUUGUUGACGAGCUGGACCUGACUCAAGCUAAUCGACAAGCGGUUUUGGCACUUCCAGCAAAUAAAAAGUGGCAAAUAUAUUGCUCCAGAAAAGGUAAUGGCUCGCUGGACAACGGAGGUUUACGGACCACUGAUCUCAGUGGUGAUCCCGAGGAUUAUAUCAAUAGACUGAAGAUGAUAGCGAAUAAUCCUUUCCCAGAGGAAGGUGAGGAGGUAUCGAGUCAAAUGCGUCAAGCCGAAGCUCUGAAGACUGCCCUGAGAACGCAACCGCAUAGCUUCGUUCUCAGAUUUAUAGAACUAGAUGGUUUAAAUGCUCUACUACAAGUACUAGGAACUAUGAAUACUGAGGCAGCGAACAGUAAUCUUCACACCAGCGUCAUAGGAUGUCUGAAAGCUUUAAUGAACAAUUCGAAUGGUAGAGCGCAUGUAUUGGCGCAUCCAACGGCAAUCAACACAAUAUCACAAUCGCUCGCGUCUGAGAAUAUAAAAACAAAGAUCUCUGUAUUAGAGAUUCUUGGUGCGGUUUGCUUGGUGCCGGGCGGUCACCGCAAGGUCCUAGAAGCUAUGUUGCACUUUCAACAGUACCAUUCCGAAAGAACACGCUUUCAAUGUAUAAUUAAUGAUCUCGACAAAAAUUUUGGCAUUUAUAAGGACAAUCUGUCUCUGAAGACGGCGAUUAUGUCGUUUAUCAAUGCCGUACUGAAUUACGGACCUGGCCAGGUGACACUGGAAUUCAGAUUGCAUCUGAGAUACGAACUAUUGAUGCUCGGGAUCCAACCUAUUAUUGACAAACUGAGAAAAUAUGAAAAUGAAACACUUGAUAGGCAUCUUGAUUUCUUUGAGAUGGUACGAAAUGAGGACGAGAAGGAGCUCGCCAGAAAAUUCGAGAAGGAACAUGUGGAUACUAAGAGUGCUAGCGCCAUGUUUGAUCUUUUGCGACGGAAACUCAGUCAUACUGCCGCUUAUCCUCAUCUCCUUAGUUUACUUGAACAUUGUCUUUUGUUGCCACUGGAUUAUGGUUCGCAUCCUCAGCAUUGGUUGUUGUUUGAUCGAAUCGUUCAGCAGAUUGUUUUACAAUCUGAAAGCAAUGAGACGGGAUUAGUAAGAAAUCCCGAUGUGGCCCCAAUUGAAAUAAAUGUAAAAGAAAUUGUCCAUCUUCUUGCAAAGGAAGAGGAACUUGUGGCAGCAAGAAGAAAGGCCGAAGAGCUGGAACGCGAAAAUUUGGACAUGUCCACGAGACUAGCUAAGAAGGAACAAGAAUUAGAUUUAAGAACUCAAGAAAAAGAAGAUAUGGAAGCAAGUUUAACAAGAAUUAAAGAGCGUCUCGAAAAAGAGACAUCGAUGCAUAUAGAAACAAAACAAAGAAUUUCUGAAUUGCAAGAUAAUCUUGAGACAUUGUCACGACAAAUUAAUAACGAGAAAUCAGAAAGAAAACGUUUAGAACAACUAGUGGCUUCAGGAAGUUUGCCAGAUGAUGCAAAAGCUACUCUGAAAAUUGUGGAAGAUGAAGUACUUGAUGAGAUUGAGACCAAACCCACUCCGCCACCACCGCCACCUCCUCCAUUAGCACCUCCGCCACCUCCCUGUUUAAUGCCAGCUGCUCCUCCGCCCAUGAAGGUGGAGAUAAUAAAGAAUGUGCCGCAACCGAGCAAUCCUUUGAAAUCGUUCAACUGGUCCAAGAUACCUGAACAAAAAUUACAGGGCACAAUAUGGUCAGAGUUGGAUGAUACAAAAUUGUACAACGUAAUGGAUCUUGAAUCCAUCGAUAAAAUUUUUUGUGCAUAUCAGAAGAAUGGUGUUUCCACAGAAGGCUCGAUAGAAGAUUUGAGAACAUUAGGAAAGAAUAAAAAGACAAUGUCAGUGAUUGAUUCAAGAAGAGCGCAGAACUGCACAAUAUUAUUGUCUAAAUUGAAGAUGUCCGAUAAUGAGAUUACUAGAACGAUAUUGUCAAUGGAUCAACAGAAUAUUUUACAUAUUGACAUGGUGGAACAGUUACUAAAGUACAUACCAUCCUCAGAGGAAGCUGCCUUGUUAGAUAUCCAUCAAAAGGAAUUGCAGAAUAGAGCUGACUGCUUUUUGUAUCAAAUAUCAAAGGUGCCACAUUAUGAACAGAGAUUACGUUCUUUACAUUACAAAAAGAAAUUUGCAGCUAGCAUUGCGGAAUUGACACCGAGAAUGCGAGCAGUUCUAGAAGCAAGCCGACAAGUGGCCAGAUCGAGGAGACUUAGAAAAUUAUUAGAAUUAGUUUUAGCAUUGGGAAAUUACGUAAAUCGCGGAAACGCGCGAGGUAACGCGUGCGGUUUUCGAUUAGCUUCUUUGAAUCGUCUAGUCGACACCAAGUCUUCUUACUCCAAGGGUACGACUUUACUGCACUAUCUUGUGCAGAUUCUCGAAGCCAGAUUUAAAGAAGUCCUAGAAAUCGAAGAGGACAUGCCACAUGUUAGAACAGCUGCUAAAGUUAGUAUGGCUGACUUACAAAAGGAAGUGGCUAACUUGAAAAAUGGAUUGCAAGAUGUUCAGAGAGAAAUAGAAUUUCAUCGUGGUCAAUCUCAGGUGCUUCAGGGUGAUAUGUUUUUACCUGCGAUGAGGGACUUCCAGGCGCAAGCUACAUGUAGAUUGGCAGAGGCAGAAGAUUUAUUUCAAGAUAUGAAAACUAGGUUUGAUCGAGCGGUGAGGCUAUUUGGUGAAGAUUCGGCUGGCGUACAACCAGAUGAAUUCUUUGGCAUUUUUGAAAAUUUCCUACAAGCGCUGACUGAAGCGAGACAAGAUGUAGAAAAUAUGAGGAAAAUUGAAGAGGAGGAACGUAGAGCGAAACAAGAACAAGAACUCCGGAAGAGAACGAUAGAGAGGAAAAACUCGCGGGAGGGUAUAUUAAACAGCAUAUCGUUAAGUAAGAGAAAUGAAGCAAAUAGUAAUGGGCAACAAAAUGAUAACAAGGGUGAAUUUGACGACUUGAUAUCUGCUCUUCGAACUGGCGAUGUAUUCGGCGAGGAUAUUGCUAAAUUCAAACGAUCAAAACGACGGCCUGUUACACCUAGCGGUCAAGAAUCACGCAGACAUAGCACUCACAAAGAAGAUUCCCGAGAACGUCAUUAGAAUUCUUAAGCUUCAUCAAAAUUGAUAGAUAAAUCAUUUCCCAGCAUACAAAAAAUUUUUCAUAUAAAAAUUUGUUUAUCAAGAACUUAUCACAUCUUGUUUAAAAGCACCUUAUAAACAAUCUAAUUAUAAAUACCAAUAACAUUCCAGAAAAUUGUUUACAAACAUUUUGAUAUAGAUAACUUGAUAUCACACACGAUCGUUAUGUUAAUUUACAUUAUUACAUUACUAAUUUUCAUUUUUUAUUUAUCGAAUUACAUUACAUUACUGUACAUACAUGUACUGUAAAAAAUGUUCUUUUAAGUUCAAUUCAAAAAGGUUUGCAUACAAUU
Molecule: messenger RNA, 3955 nt
Organism: Pogonomyrmex barbatus (red harvester ant)
Lineage: Eukaryota; Metazoa; Arthropoda; Insecta; Hymenoptera; Formicidae
Gene: DAAM
Product: disheveled-associated activator of morphogenesis-like protein
Biological process (GO): positive regulation of actin filament polymerization; actin cytoskeleton organization
Molecular function (GO): small GTPase binding; actin binding
Source: RefSeq, a predicted model, not a curated record